Messenger RNA from Peronospora belbahrii, 279 nucleotides. NCBI's taxonomy places the organism in Eukaryota, Oomycota, Peronosporomycetes, Peronosporales, Peronosporaceae. The record is from the annotation of a GenBank genome assembly.
AUGCCCCGUGACCUUUUGCAUCCGUCUGCUGCUGAAGAGGCUUCCAAGCACAAGCUUCGUCGUCUUGUACAGACCCCGAAUUCGUACUUUAUGGAUGUCAAAUGUCCUGGAUGUUUCAACAUUACGACGGUAUUCAGUCAUGCCCAGACGGUCGUGCUAUGUGGCUCGUGCUCUGUAAUGCUGUGCCAGCCUACGGGUGCUUGCUGUCAGUUUUCUUCCUGGCAGAAAGUAACUAGAUACUCAACGACGCAAGGGCAGAGAAGAAAUCAAGCAAAAUAA